AUGCGUAAAGAGUACUUGUUUAACUUCUAUAAGAGCAAGAAAGAUGUGUUAAUGGUCAAUGUCAGAUGGUACUACAGACUUUGUGAAGUUCCAGAAACUGUGUAUCAGUUACUAGUUCAGGACAGGAAUAAUGAAAAUUAUUCGGGAAAGGACCUUGUUACCCACAAUCCUUUAGUCAAAACAAGAGAACUUUUCAUUUCUGAUGCAACUGAUUGUCAUCCUGUUUCUACACUAAGAGGACACUGCAAGGUUCAGCAUUACUCAGAUAUAUUUUCUGCCAAAGACUUUUUACCCAAACAAGACUUCUUUUUUUACAUUCUUGGGUACAACCCUGAGACUCGCAGGCUGGCUAGUACUCAAGGUGAGAUCCGUGUUGGCCCAAGCCACCAGGCUCGGCUGCCUAUGUGCCGGCCUAACCUCCCACCCCACGAGAUGCCUGAAAAGUGUGAGUCUUUAGAGGAGCUGCGGUGGUCACCUGGUGUUCCUGACUGUGACUUGAUGAUGUAUCUUCGUGCUGCUAGAAGCAUGGCAGCUUUUGCAGGCAUGUGCGAUGGAGGAUCAGCAGAAGAUGGUUGCCUAGCAGCAUCAAGGGAUGAUACUACCAUUAAUGCUAUGGACCUACUUCAUGAAACUAGUUAUGACACUGGUAAAGCUCUCCAGGCCUUGGUCAGAAAUCCAGUACCAAGAGGCAUAGAUAAGAAGUGGACUGAAGAAGAACAGAAGAGAUUUGUAAAAGGUCUUCGACAGUUUGGAAAGAAUUUCUUCAAAAUAAGAAAGGAACUACUACCUCAGAAGGAAACGGCAGAUUUAGUAGAGUACUACUACUUGUGGAAAAAAACACCUGCUGCUGCCACCACUCGACCACACAGACGUCGCCGUCAGAAUGUUCUUCGCCGCAUCAAAUCUUGCCCAAAACCAAACAAGUCAACUUCAAAUGAGUUUAACCUGAGUUCAGCUAGUGAAGAAGAGGACUCUGAUGACUCGGACUCGAGGGACUUAAGUGGUUAUGUUUGUCAUCACUGCUGUACUAAAACAUCCAAGGACUGGCAUCAUGCAGGUAGGAACAAGGCACUACUUUGUACAGAAUGUAGACUAUUUUUCAAAAAAUAUGGAGAGCUACGGCCACUUCAGGAGAACCAAGAACCUUCUCCAAUCAAACUUAAAUCUGUUGAAGAAGAAGAAGAAGACCUAGCAUCAGUUAAUGGAACACACAUCAUGCAGACUCGAAGGAGCAAAGAGAAAUCCAAGAAAAAGAACAAACAGACAAAUGGGCAGGUAAAUACUCCUGAGGGUAAAGACACAGAAACUCAGAGCAUCAAAAAUGAGCCAGGAUCUCCUGCGACAACCUCAGAAAACAAAGAUGAACAAGAGAAGGAGGAAUCUGUCGAAGAAGAUAUGUUUAAGAGCAGGAAGAGAUUAAGAGAGGAUAACCCUGCUCUCCAGAUUGAAGUAAAAGAACUCCUAGUUUCUCCUAAAAGGAAGAAGCCCUCAGCAGAGAGGUCUUAUAGUCCAGCCGAGUCUUCAAGCCCAGACAGCAGCAGCGUGUCAAAUGAAGAAAAUGGAAAUGAAGGGGAUAAUGAGGAAUGUGAUGGGGAACCAUAUAGUACCCCAUCAUCUCCAGGGGCUUACAGUGUUAAUCAUCAGCCAUCCAAUUCCAACAUUAAGACAGAACAAGAGGAAAGUGUAAAAGAAACAGCUGAAGUUAAAGACAGCACAGAAAAGAUGCCUGACAUAAGAGAUAAUCAGAGUCAGAAAAUGCCCACAUCAAGUGAGGAGGCAGAAAAUGUUGUGCUAUCUCAUAAGAUAAAGACCGAACCACUUCCAGUGACCAGUGAAAAUACUUUUCCUUCACAACAGAUCAGUAAUCCUACUGACAGUGUUGUACUUCAUUCUCAUUCACCCCCUCCAUUAUUUCCACCAACAUCUUUGUCAUCAUUUGUCAAAAUAAAAGAAGAAGUUGUCACAGAUACAUCAUCAGUAAAUGAGGAUAACUUGAACCAAUUUCCUUUAUCACUGAAACAACCAGAUAUUAGCCCUGGCCUUCCUUUAGACUCAUCAUUUUCUCUACAUAAUCAGUUUUCAAGGAUUAGCGAGUUCUCUGGUGAUUUAAAACCUUCAACCCAGAUUAGCCUUUCCCAAACCCCGCCUCUCAAAUCUCAAGAUAUCAAAACAGAGCCAUUUGAUCCACAGGAAGCUCUGCCAUCUGAACCUUCAUUUUUAUUCAGUAAAUCACAACCCUCGGGCCCUUGUUUAUCAGAUAAUGCAUCUGGUGCACAUCUAACAAACGAUUACAAAGCUCACCUCCUUUCAAACCCUUUGUUGAUGGACAAAAAAGGAUCAUCUUCUGUACCAUGCAUACUGCAGAACUCUUCACCGGUUAUAACAUCUGUGACAGCUGAAACCACACUGACACCUUCAACUGUUGCCCCAACGUUUACCACAGCUGUGUCAACAACAGUGUCAGUAACCAGACCAACUCCUUCUAGCGUUCAAUCUUUAGCCUCUUCUGUGUCCCCAUCCUCACUCUCUCAGUUUUGUCAAGAACCUUCGACCUACCCUUAUCAUCCUUACUUUGCUCCACACUUGCACAAUCCUGGAAUGCUUCUGCCUCCUCAUCCGUACCCGUCCUUAUCUUCCACUGACCUACAAUCAUCACCAAAAGUUAAAACCUCUCCGAUAUCAUCUCCCAUGUCUGCAACUCCAAGCCAUCAUAUCUCAUCAAGAACUCCACCUAAAACACAUACACCAGUUUCUUCUAGCUGUGCCACAACAACAGGAUCCUCUUCAUCUCCUGUUACUCCUAUUACAAUGAGCUCAUCAACAACGUUAACCCCUGGACCGCCAUCUGUGUCAUCAACAGUCUCCCAUGGCUCUGUUACACCAUAUAACACAGUUUCUACCAAAACAAAUACUACAGAAACUCCACCUGCUAGAGAAAUCAAAACCAAAAAUGUUCCACCAGAGGUCUUGCAUGGUGAACCUGUUGGACGUUUGCAGACGUGUGGAUCAAGCUCAGAGAACAAAGGUCAGGAAACAGAAUGUCACCGCAGCCAGUCUGCCAUAUUCUUGAGACGGUACACUAAUGGGUUAGAGUUCAAUUCUUGUGCUCGCACUGAUCUCAUCUUCAAACCUGUUCCGGGCUCCACAUUGGCAAGAAAACGUGAAGAACGUGCGAGGAAAGCCGAGGAAAAAGAGAAAGAAGACAGUAUUAAUAAGGCAAGCCAACGUAUUUUCCAUAUUGUUCAGAAGUUUGGAGAAAAGAGUCAUAGCGGAGAAAGCAAGUUACCAGUAACUUCUCACGGUGGAGACCUCCAUUUACUUGGGUCUUUUGAAAGGACAACUCCAAGAGGCUUUUCAGAUACCCCAGCACUCCGUCAGCUCAGUGAAUAUGCUCGUCCACAUUCCACUUUCUCUCCCGGCUAUCCUCGAACUACGGUACCUGGACAGCUUCCCCAAAUGAGCAACGCAUCAAUGUCAGUAGGCGUGUCGCAUCCAAGUAUGGACCCAUUACUGCAGUAUCAGAUCUCGGCUGGGAUGUAUGGUGCUUCUGCUCGGGAGAGGCUUGAAAUGGAGCUUGAAAGAGAAAAGAGAGACCGUGACUUUCAAGAGAAAUUAAAGGUGGAAAUGGAAAUGAAAGCUAGAUUACAGCCAAAUGCUUUUGAUCCACAUUGGUUGGAAUUCCAACGUCGAUAUGGAUCCAUGGCUUCAGGGGCCGUGAUGACAGGAAUGUUUCCAAGUACUUCCAGUGGAGGUCUUCAUGGUAAUCCACUCAACUUCUACUCUUCAAUGGAUCAAGAACGUCUUGAGCGUUUAGGCAUUCCCACCACCAUGGGUGAACCUGGACGUCCAAACCUUGAUCGCUUGACUGCAGAACGGCUGCACAACGAGCGUAUGGCUCUAGGUACAGAUCCACUUGUCCGGCUUCAGAUGGCAGGGAUCACGCCUGAUCUACAAAAUCAUGCCCACAUGCAUGCGCAUACUCAUGCUCAUGCACACACACAUCUACAUCUUCACCCACAAGAUCCCCUUUCUGCUGUGGCUGCAGCAGCAGUCAUUGGAGGGCCCCCCCAUCCUGAUCAAACCCACCCCUCAUCUGGGCCUCACCCUCUUUUGCCCCCCUCGGUCUAUCCGUCUACACGCCCAGGAUUCACUCAACCUCGAAGUGAGAUAAUGUAUCCUGGUGCAGGAUUGUUGCGACCAUCGUUUGAGGAUCCAUUUGCUCAACAGUUAUCAGUAGCUCAAGCAGCUCAGCAAGAGCAUUUUCAACGUCAACUGAUGAUGGAAAGGGAGCAGAUUGCACUUAUGGGAGGAACAAUACCACCUCAGCUCAUAGCCCAACAUGAAGAAUUUUUUCGCCAACAACAGCAGCGACACGAACGUGAGAUGAAACUUCGAAAGUUGGAAGAAGCAGCUCGCGGAGGACAGCACCAUUAAACUGAUGCUACUUACACGUGUUAUUAUGUGGUCAGUUUCACGUCUUAAAAUCGGUUCUUCUUACUUGUGGUCAGUUUCAUAUUGUUCAGUCAGUCAUUGCAUUUUCUAUGCCACAUAAUGGAUAUCUCCAGCAAUGCUAAAAAUCAAGGAUCUCCACGAUGCUUCCAUCGUGUUCUACUUUUUAAAAUAUGAAAUAUAACUGCCAUAGACCUCUCCUGUAAAAAAAAAAGAAAAAAAAGUUUAUUUAACAUGCAGAUCUGUACAUAACACCCUUCUGAAUAGCCUAAUUGGCGACACUCGUUCAAAAAAAAAGUUACUCGUGAAGUGUUUGUAGAAUAGAACAAUAACUAUAAAAUAUUUUCUGUCUUAAUUUUCUCAUCUAGAAUGUUGUGAUGGUGUGUAGGGAGGAAUUGUCUAGAAAGUAUUGAAAAUGUAUACAAAUUUCACCCAUUGUAUCAAUUAUAAUAUCAGUAACUAAGUGUUUUGUAAAUAUUUAUCUUGUAGAGAGAGACACUGUGAUGUGAAAGAAGUAUCACUUUCGUACGCGUGACACACUGUGGUAUGUUAGAGAAAGAAUAUACAAUAUCAUUUCCAAACCUUCUUACAGAGUUUUAAUGUCAUACAUAAUUGAAGGCUUGGAAUUGUCACUGACAAAAGGUUUAAACAAAUUUUUUUGUUGAAGUUUUGUUGUUUUUUUUUUGUAAUGGUUUGUUUAUUGUAAACCACCAAGUAAACUUGCUUUUUAAGCUUCUUCCUUAGUGCUUAUCACAGUUCACAGAUAUCAAUGGCUGUGACUGGUGUAUUUAUAAACAUUGUUUUAUAAAGCUUUUAGUACAGACUUUUAACACCUUUUUUUUUUGUUAUUAUAUAAGAAAAACAUUUUGAGUUUUUACUUAUAAAUCACACAAUUGUAUCCCUAGUGUAGGUUUUGUUGUUUCAUUAACUAACAGAAAUAUUGUAGAAUGAACCUUUUGAUAACAGACACACACUGCCUGUUAAAGUAAUAUUUAAUACCUGUUAGAGAAUUAGUAACUUGUUAAAAAUAUGGGAUAGGAGCUUCCUGAUAUUUAGCGAACAGACUCUGCAUACGGUCAAGACGUUCGCUAUCAUUUAGCACUACCAAUAUAUAUGAGAACUUUGAUUUCAAAUGCAGUUUUUUCACUACAUAUUCAUUUUUAUGUGAUUACGUUAAUUGAUCUGUAAAAUGGUGUAACAUUAUUUAGCUCUGGUGUUUUGAGAUAUCCAGUAGAUAAGUAAAAACUGUAAAUUGUGUAGAUUGAGUUUUGCAAAUAAGAUUCAAAGCUAACAACUAUUGUGGUGAUUAAUUGUAUUUAGGAGCCCUUUUUGGCUAUCUAUAUCUACAGCUUUGUAAAAUAUGUAUGUCAUAUAUUUAUCACUGGUUUAGAGUAGCAUUAAAAGAUUUUUUUCAGAUCACAUAUACAAGUAGGUGUUAGUCUAAUUUCCGUCAAAGUUUGUUUUCUUCUCGGGUUGUAGAAACUUGAGCGUAUCCAUUUUGUCUGUAAUUUUAUAUCAUCGUAUGCGUUCUCGUUAGCCAAACUAAUAAAGAAAACUAUUUCUAACUUG
Messenger RNA from Limulus polyphemus (Atlantic horseshoe crab), 6018 nucleotides. RefSeq names its product arginine-glutamic acid dipeptide repeats protein-like. Gene Ontology annotation, molecular function: sequence-specific DNA binding; chromatin binding; transcription corepressor activity. The record is from RefSeq and is a predicted model, not a curated record. Bases 1 to 4434 code for a protein of 1477 amino acids. The transcript has 20 exons. Gene Ontology annotation, biological process: regulation of DNA-templated transcription. Lineage: Eukaryota; Metazoa; Arthropoda; Merostomata; Xiphosura; Limulidae. Gene Ontology annotation, cellular component: nucleus.